CGCAGGCGCCAUCUUGAGGACACCCCAAACGCAUCGCUUGUCUGGCGGCGGGCGGUUGACAACCGUCUCCGACUCAUCAUGAGGGGCUUAUUCACCUUGAAAUAAUACAGCACCGCGUCAGUUUCAGGUUACAGACGUGCAGAGAGGACGAAGAGGAGCUGCCCAGCGACAUUUCAUCGCUGGCUGGUUGUUUGUUUUUUAAACGAGGGCGGCGGCGGCGCUGUAGCACGAUGGCCGGCUAGCUUGCUCCUCGCUGGACUCCGCCGCGGCCUGCUCGGGAGGAGGAAGGGUGGUGACAGCGCAAAAUGCUCCGCCGCUGACUGACUCCCAAUCAACACACACACGCACGCAGUCCUCCUACACCAACACAGACUCAACGAGAGUUGGACGGCCACCACGAUGCACUUAUAGAUUUCAGUUUCCACGUCGUUAACUUUGCGGGUUUCCUUUUUUGUUGUUUUUGUUGCGUUUGUUGCGAACAGCCAGCCGGAGACGGCAUCAUCAUGUCAUCCAACUGCACCAGCGCGGCGGCCGUCAGCGCCAGCAAAACCAAGACGAAAAAGAAACAUUUUAUAGGACAGAAAGUGAAGCUGUUCCGAGCAAGCGAGCCCAUCCUGAGCGUGUUAAUGUGGGGUGUCAAUCACACGAUUAAUGAGUUAAGUAAUGUGCCUGUUCCCGUGAUGCUGAUGCCAGAUGACUUUAAAGCCUACAGUAAGAUCAAAGUGGACAACCACCUAUUUAACAAGGAAAACCUACCGAGUCGCUUUAAGUUUAAAGAAUACUGUCCCAUGGUGUUCCGCAACCUGCGGGAGCGCUUCGCCAUCGAUGACCAGGACUACCAGAACUCUCUGACCAGGAGUGCCCCGCUCAACAGCGACUCCCAGGGCCGCUUCGGUAACCGCUUCCUGACCAGCUAUGACCAUCGCUUUGUAAUCAAAACCGUAUCCAGUGAGGACAUUGCUGAGAUGCACAACAUUCUGAAGAAAUAUCACCAGUUCAUAGUGGAGUGUCAUGGCAACACGCUGCUCCCUCAGUUCCUGGGCAUGUACAGGCUAACGGUGGACGGCGUGGAGACGUACAUGGUUGUGACCCGGAACGUUUUCAGCCAUCGUCUCACUGUGCACCGCAAGUAUGACCUGAAGGGUUCUACAGUUGCAAGGGAAGCCAGUGACAAAGAGAAGGCUAAAGACCUUCCUACUUUUAAAGACAACGACUUCCUGAAUGAAGGGCACAAGCUGCAGAUUGGAGAUGAUAACAAGAAGUACUUUUUGGAGAAGCUAAAACGGGAUGUUGAGUUCUUGGCCACGCUGAAGAUCAUGGACUACAGUCUGCUGGUGGGCAUCCAUGAUGUAGAGCGGGCGGAGCAGGAGGAGAUGGACGUAGAGGGCGCAGGGGAGGACGAGGAGUUUGAGAACGACGAAAUGGGACGAGGCGUACUGACCGGUUCUUUCGGCACGCCUCCGGACAGUCCUGGUAACCCUCUCAACUGUGGAGGAUUCUUCGGCCCCGGGGAGUUCGACUCUUCUGUGGACGUUUACGCAAUCAAGAGCCACGACAGUGCUGUGAAGGAGGUUUACUUCAUGGCUAUUAUUGACAUCCUCACGCACUAUGACGCUAAGAAAAAAGCUGCACAUGCUGCCAAAACUGUGAAACAUGGGGCAGGGGCCGAGAUCUCAACGGUGAACCCGGAGCAGUACUCCAAACGGUUCUACGAGUUCAUGUCCAACAUCUUGUCAUAGACUCAUCCUCCAGUCCAGCCGGUCACCUCCAAUCAUAGAUAGUUUAAAUGCCACUCUUUCACUUCUGUGUGUAUGUCUCUCUCUUUCUCUCCCCUCUUUAAAAUAAAAAAACAAGAAACAAGCAUCCAGUAUGAUCCCACACCCUGCGGGGGGCGAGGGUCCAUUGAGCCUGUUACGUAACACCACCACUUCCUCACUUUGUGAAUUCAAAUCCCAGUAACCUCCUUGUCCUUUUUUAUUUCUCAUUUUAAAUCUACUCUCCGCAACACCUUAUUUGCUCCUCACGCCAGCACGAAAACUGUCUCACUAAUGCCUUGCUUCAGCAGUUACCAUGUCCGUCAGCAGAGUCUCGUCAGUUUCACUAUUAGACCCACAAGUGCAGAACGGCCCGAUUGCAUGACCAACUCCUCGGACAGUCGCCACCAGGCUUCUCCUUAAAAGAUUCACAUGUACUGCUGACAAAUUGGAGAUGAACACAUUAAUAUAUCAGUGUGUGAAGUAAACGAAUGCAGUGUCCAAAAAAAAAGAAAAUGCAUGGCUGACGUGCACAUGAGACUCCAGCACCAGGUGUAACGUCAAACCACUUAACUUCGCAUCAGAGUUAUGACUAAACCAACAAAAGGAUUAAAAACAAACAAACAUUUGAAUGUUACGUUGCCAUAAUGUCUCUGGAUAUAUUUUAAAAUUUAACCCACAAGUUUGGUGGAGGUUGGUUGGAGCAUGGAAAAGUAAACCCACGUAAAACAAAUAAGGGGAAUUCUGCAGCAGAUACUUGUGUUAUUACCAUAAUGAUUGUUUUUAUAUCUCGUUUACAUUAAUGUAGCAAUUUUGUGUUUGUAUACAGUAUUGUUUUGUUACCAACAGACAUUAGGAAAAAAGGUUACUUGAAGAAUGACUCAUUGCAUAUUAAAGGGAGUUUUAUCUUG
This is a messenger RNA of Girardinichthys multiradiatus, 2665 nucleotides long. RefSeq names its product phosphatidylinositol 5-phosphate 4-kinase type-2 beta. The coding region runs from base 504 to 1739 and encodes 411 amino acids. Gene Ontology annotation, biological process: phosphatidylinositol metabolic process. Lineage: Eukaryota; Metazoa; Chordata; Actinopteri; Cyprinodontiformes; Goodeidae. Gene Ontology annotation, molecular function: phosphatidylinositol kinase activity. The transcript has 10 exons. The record is from RefSeq and is a predicted model, not a curated record.